CCUGUAGAACGGGAAGGAAUUAUCUAAUAGUUAUAUAUGUAUAUCUCUACGUCUUCGGCUUCAUUUCAAAAUCAAUGAGUGAGGACACUGCAUGGUGAGGAGACCGGCGAGGAGACCGGCGAGGAGACUGAUGAGUUCAACUGGUGAUUACUGAAUGUGAAGUGGAGGGAGGCGAGGAAGGCUAUUUAUAUGAAGUGGAUUGAUCAAAACAUGGCAGCUGUGAGCACCUAUCCAAACGCACAUAGAAAGUGCACAUACAAUACAUGACUUUGUUUUAAAAGCUGUACCUGCAGCUGACAUGGCUAGCCAGCCAAGCAUAUACACUGCCGCCAGGGAGGGAAACCUUCCAGUUGUGAAAAGUCUAGUGGACGCCGGGGUGUCGCUAGGACAGGGCGAGGAAAAGGGGGGAGUAACACCUUUAAUGUUAGCGAUAAAGAAUGGUCACAGAGAAGUAUCACAAUUUCUCGUUGACGAGAUGUCUAGCCAGUCUCUUUCCGCUUCAACAACACCGGACAAAUGGAAUGUACUUCAUUGGAUGGCUGGCUAUGGACGUCCAUGGUCAGACGUAUGGAAGGAAAUUCAACGGAAAUGUCCAUCUUUAUGGGAGCAGAAGGACGCAAAUCACAAACGACCGAUAGAUAAGGCAAGGGAACAUCGAAACAGAAGUCAGCGACACAAACAACUGUAUCAGGAGUUAGAAGGGAAACUUCAGGAUGAAUACAUCGAAGGGAUUUCAGAGAAGUUCGAAAAGAAAUGUAACAUUACUGUUACACUUACUGGACAUGAGGGAGUAGGAAAAACUUGUCUCUUGGAACAAUUGAGGGAUAAUGUUAUCCCCCCGGAAGGUCCUCCCUCAACAGACACGGCUAACAUUAUUGUCAAAUAUAUGCUUUUCGACCCGGAGACACAACACAAAGAGACGAUUGAAGAGGGUUCGGAACUAAAAAUUGGGAUCCGACGAAUACAAAGUGUGCUAAAGAGGACUGAUGAAGUUAGUGUAAUCGAGACUGAUGGUUGGACGAGCAUCACUGACAAACAAACCACAGAAACCACUCAAAACUUGCCCUCCACAAAUGCAAACAUGCAGUUGUUGGACACUCCCUUAACACCGGGCCAAGAGACAGAAAUAGAAGAAUAUCAUCAGUUUAUGGAAUGGUUAAACCAGUGCCGUGAAAAGGAUGUGGACUUGUGGGAAAAACAAUAUAAUACAGAUCACCCAUCUAGAGAAGACCAAAAGCUGAUGCGGAAGUUUCUGAUGGUAUUUGCUCAACAAUUCCAAAGAAAAAACUAUUGCUCUUGUUGCUCCAGCGACUGUGCUGGUCAGCAGUGGUAUAGAUGUCAGCAGUGCGUUGAUACAAACAUUUGUAGUGUGUGCUACACUAGGGGGCUUUUGCCCGAGAAUGAGCAUGGUACCAGUCAUUCCAUGGUCUACACUGGUCACACAUCGGAACACCAAUUGGAGAAAAUGGUUCGGGUGAAAUAUGCUGCUCGAGUAACCUCUGAUGAGCAACACGAGGCUGCAAAGUCAGUCAUGACAGAGAGCACAGAAAGUGAUACCAAAGCCAAAGGACUUGUGACGAUAUAUGACUUCGGAGGAGAGAAAAUAUUUUACAACACCCAUCACUGUAUCCUCACAGACGAUAUGGUCUUCAUUUUAGUCUUCGACAUGUCGAUAUGCCUUCAUCAAGAUCAAAAGAAAAAAGAAGACGGAUAUGACAGAAUAGAGUUCUGGCUAAUGUCCAUAGCUACCAGUGCGAUCAACGAGGCCGCGAAGAAAAAAGGAACGCCGCCGAUCAUUUUAAUAGGAUCGCAUAUGGAUCUAGUACCUGGCAGUGAAGAAGAGAAGGAAGCUGAAUUCAGAAAUAUCCUGGCACAAUUAGAAUCAAAACCUGAAAUCAAGACUAUCAUUCAGGAACAUGUUAAAGAAAUGUUUCAUGUUUCAAAUCUCAACGAUUCGUCCAAAAAUCGGGAAACCUACGACCUGAUUUGGAAAGCAAUCCUUGGAGCAGCCGAAUACCAGUCUCAGUGGCAUAAGGAAAUCCCGGCCAGAUGGCUAGCACUAGAGCAAGAACUGAUCAAAAGGAAAAUAGCGGGCACCAAAGUGAUGGAUUUUCAGGAUCUUAAAACAUUGAACAAGACGUUAGCAGUUCCUUUGCAAGAUGGCAGAGAAAUCAACGCGUUCUUGAGGUAA
Molecule: messenger RNA, 2191 nt
Organism: Pecten maximus
Lineage: Eukaryota; Metazoa; Mollusca; Bivalvia; Pectinida; Pectinidae
Exons: 10
Coding region: 299-2191 (630 amino acids)
Molecular function (GO): protein binding; zinc ion binding
Source: RefSeq, a predicted model, not a curated record